AUGGCGACGCUGAGCGUCGUGGUCACGGGCUUCGGUCUCGUGCGCAACGGCCCACAGCAGCCCGACUGCGCGGUUUUCCUCGGCACGGUCCAUCAAAGCAGCAGCCACAGUAGCUCCUGGACCAUUUACCGCCCGUUUGAAGCGUUCCAGCGUCUGGGCCAGCAGCUGAGCAUGAUCUUUGGCCAGAUGGUGCCGGUGUGUCCGCCCCGUCUGUUCGACGUGCGCUUCCCCGACUCGCUCGAGAAGGCGCGACUGGACCUGAGCAUGUGGAUGCUGCAGCUCCUGCAGCACGUGCCCAUUUACCAGUCGCACGUGUUUGUGGACUUUGUCAGUGCCGACGCCAAUGUGCCGCCACCUGGACUACAGCAGGCCACGGCCUUGGGUCCUACUGCAACUGCUGCAGCGCGCGGCGGCGGGAACAUUGGCGACCUUGAUAUGGACGAGAUGUUUCACUCGACGACGGACGACGAUCCGCGCUCGCACGACGAGCUGCACGAUGAUGAUAUGUUCCAGUUUGACUAUAGCACAGACAUGUCGGGUGCUGGGCUGGACCAGCAGACGCUGCUGGAAGAGACGCAGCUGCAACAUGCGCAGCAGGUGCGUGAGCAGAAGAAGAGCGAGAAGGUGACGUUGGAGGACUUUGUCAUGAUUAAAGUCAUUGGCAAGGGCAGUUUUGGCAAGGUGCUGCUCGUGCGCAAGCGAGAUACGGGACUCAUUUACGCCAUGAAGGUGCUGCGGAAAGAGAACAUAAUCAAGCGCAAUCAAGUGGAACAUACACGCACGGAGCGUCACGUGCUGGGUUACGUGCGGCAUCCGUUCAUUGUGGGCCUUAAUUACGCGUUUCAGACGUCGGAGAAAUUGUACUUUGUGCUCGACUAUUGCGCUGGAGGAGAGUUGUUCUUUCACUUGGGCAAAGUCCAGCGGUUUCCCGAACACCGUGCGCGCUUCUACGCUGCCGAAAUUACACUGGCGAUCGAGUACGUGCACAAUUUGGAUGUGAUCUACCGUGAUUUAAAGCCGGAAAACGUCUUGCUUGAUGAGAAUGGACACAUCCGGCUGACGGAUUUUGGUCUCUCGAAGGAAGGCAUUCAGGACGAUUUCUCGGGAGCCAAUUCGUUCUGCGGUACACCCGAGUACCUCGCGCCUGAGAUUUUAAACCGGUCGGGUCACGGUCGAGCUGUGGACUGGUGGUCGCUUGGAGCAUUGCUGUAUGAAAUGCUGACGGGGCUGCCUCCGUUCUACUGCCGUGACCGCGAUCGGCUGUUUGAGAAGAUUCGCAAGGGUGAUCUGAGUUUUCCCAAGUACUUGUCACCGAACGCCAAGGACUUGUUGAAAAAGCUGCUGGAACGCGAUCCGACGGGACGCCUAGGAACGGGCCCGACCGAUGCUGGCGAGAUUAAGAACCAUCCAUUCUUUGCAGAAAUUAAGUGGAAUGCGCUUGCUGGUGGGCAAGUGCCACCCCCGUGGCACCCUACGUUUUCUGGUGCACUUGACACGUCUCAGUUCGAUCGCGAGUUCACGGAUAUGCCCGUGGUAAGCCCGGAUAAUCAGGUGCGCGGUAUGGCAAUGUCUAUGGGGCGACGAUCCGGCACUGCGUACGGAAGCAGUCUAACAGGGAACGACCCGUUCAAGGGCUUUACUUACACUGAAGAUUCCUACCUGCAAGACGGUUUGCCAGGCCAUAGCCCUGGCAUACGUGGAAGCGGUCGUGUGCGGCACCACAACAUGUAA
Messenger RNA from Peronospora matthiolae, 1731 nucleotides. NCBI's taxonomy places the organism in Eukaryota, Oomycota, Peronosporomycetes, Peronosporales, Peronosporaceae. The record is from the annotation of a GenBank genome assembly.